GAAGAGAGGGUAGCCACCUCUAGCAAAGUUAAUACUUGCAAUAUGGAUUAUGUUUUGGUCCUUGUAUGUAGUGCAGUAACAAGUGACUUCCGGAAAAUAAAAGGGGGGCCAAACCCCAUAUAUGAGGUAUAUUUUGUGUCCAUACAACACACUGCUGUACUGCUUUUCCGGCGCAAAUGGAAGAGGGGUCAAGGGGGGUGAAGCUCUUCCGUUAGGUAGGUUACGUAAAGUUAGGUUUGGUUAGUUUAAAUUUAUUCAGCACGCAGUGUGGGGCGGCGGAAAAGUAUGCAGCGCAGGACGGGAUAUGGCGGCGGCGAUCCAGCCAGUGUUGCGAGAAAUACCUCCUCACAGAAAUAAGUUGUCGGAUGCUGUGCACUGCUUUGCUGGUCAGAGAAAAAGCUGUCUGCCACCCCUUCUUGGUGUUUGUUUACUUAAUGAGUAACCUUAAGAAUGAAUUUUGAGUUGUGGACCUGACCAGUGGAUGCACCAAGCACACAGAGAUGUCACUACUGAGUGGGAGCCAGCAGGGGUCCGCUGAGGCCUCUGUGGCACCGAUCAGUCUCAUCCGCAUGGGUUCUGAGGCAGAGAUGAAGUCAGGGCUGGUUUCAAACUUUGAAAGAGUCCUUGUGUAUGAGAGCCCAUCACUGCAGGAAAAGGCAAGGCAGCAAAUACCCAAACAAAAGCUCAAUGGCCAGGCAAGAAUCAGAUUGGCCUCAGUGAAUAAAGGGAUCAGUGAGAAGGAAAAGCCUCUGGACCUUCAGGACUGCCUGCUGAUGGAGUUACUGGAGUGGUUCAAGGGCAGCUUCUUCACCUGGUUUGACAGCCCAGCGUGUCCAGUGUGUCACAACAAAAUGAAGAUGGUGGGAAGUCUUCCGCCCACCCAGGAUGACCUGCUGUGGGGCGGAAGCAGAGUUGAAGGGUUCGCCUGCAGUAGCUGCAACACGUCAGAACGUUUUGUGCGCUACAACCAUCCCGGCAAACUGCUGGAAACAAAGCGUGGCCGCUGUGGCGAGUGGGCCAACUGCUUUGGCCUGUUGUGUCGUGCUCUGGGCAUGGAUGUAAGAUAUGUUCUCGACUACACCGACCACGUAUGGAAUGAAGUUUACUCCCAGUCGCAGGGGCGGUGGCUGCACGCUGACUGUUGUGAGAACAAGCUGGACUCGCCGCUGAUGUAUGAACAUGGUUGGGGCAAGAAGCUGACUUACAUCUUUGCCUUCUCCAAGGACGAGGUGGUUGACGUAACAUGGAGGUACACCAGUGAUCAGAAGGAGGUGCUGAAGAGACGUAACAAGUGUCAGGAGAAGUGGCUGGUGUCCACACUGAUGCAGUUGAACAAGCAGCGACAGGACACCUUCCCUACCCUACGGAAAAGCUUCCUGGAGAUGCGUCUUGUGGCUGAGGUCGUGGAGCUGCUUGCAGGAAACCGCUCCAUAAAAGAAUCGGAGAAGGAAGGCAGGUCAUCAGGUUCGCUGGAGUGGAGGCUGUCAAGAGGGGAGACGCAGGCGACCAAUGCUUUCACUUUCCGUCUUAACUCGAAGGAGGAGGAGAAGAAGGAGUUUAUCGUCAAAUACUCAUCCGCCCAAGACCAAUAUGUUAGACUCAAUGCUGAAGAGCCAAUUCCCAAGGGCUGGCAGUCUGCGGUGAAGACGGCCAUAAACCUUCGCCGGAAACACGAGACCGACUGGAAGAUGGUUUAUUUGAGCCGAACAGAGGGGUCAAGUGAAGCAGAGAUCAGCUGGGAGAUAAACUGGUCACACACACAGCUAAAGGUCAAGUCAGCUAUCGUGGUAUUCCAACACGCGACUUUCGAAGAUGGGCGUAUUGUGUGGCAGGUGUGCACUGGUGACGCGUGUAUUAAUGGACCCAAAGAAGGGGUGCUGGAGCUCCCUGACGACAUUCUGCAGCUUGGAAGCAAGAAGCUGGAGGUGUCGGCCGUGCUCUCCCAAGGCAAAGGGAGUGUAGCGUGGCAACACACACAGCUUUUCCGCCAGCCUGACUCUUCCACCGAGUUCCCCUUCUAUGUUCGCCUCAGGUUCGAGUAGCAGAGCCCCGUGGAAUUCUGGAGUAGUGGAGUAUUAUGUGGUGAUGAAGGUACUACUGGUGGUUCAGAGUUAUAUUUAUUAGAGGAAAAUGAUUCACCAGGAUUUAGGAUAUUGUGUGAGAUUCUUAACUACAGGAGGUCCCCUGGUUACAAACGUCCUGGUUUCUUUGUGUUUAAAUGGACUGCAGUAAAGUCAGUUAUUUAAAGUCCAAGUUAAGAGGCUGGUUUGUUGUUAUUGGAUUUCAACUUGGAUUUUUCCUUAGGGGUCUCAAACCUAUAGAGAUUUUGUAUUGGGGUUCCAAGUUAAAACUGGAGUGCCCCAAGUUAGGUUCCCUUGUAUAAUUUUGAGUCAAACCCAUUAGCUUCUGUUUUUGUAAACUGUUUGGAGAUUAUUAACUCUCUUGUUUAUGCACUGACUAUUUGCCCAGUGGUCCAGGACUACUUCAAGUCAGGAAAAGGCACUUCUGUGAAUUACGUGCGUCAGGAUGGCAGAAUGCAUUCUUCAUUUUUGAAUUUGUACUUAAUGCACAAACAGGACACACCGUGCCAUCAUAAUGUCUUUUCGCAAUGGGAAUUUUAUCCUGCCACUCAUUCCAGCCAACAUCUGUACUUGGGGGUUACAAGAUUAACACUUUUAGCACUUGAUGAGGAACUAGGAUUUUCCUCAGACCAAGAAAGUCUUCUGUCAUCUGUCUUUCUUCCAGUCUUAGUUUGAUUCAUCAUUUUUAUUCCCUAAAACUUCAUGAAUUUGACAUUUUGACAUCCUUCCAAUCACUUGCUGAUCGGGAUCUCUAGAGACAAUGUAAUAAACAAUCUCAGCUUCUCAGUAUGCUUGUUCCAUACACACCACACACACAACAAUCCUGCUGGCCUAACCAAGCAUAACAGCCUUGCCAUCAUCUGAGUAUCCCAUUGAUGUCAUCUUUGUAUGUAUUUGGUAGUUUCUGCACAGAUACUGGCAUCAUUCUGUUCUCCAGAAUAAUCACUCUUGAGCCAGUCAUGUGUCUGCAAGAGGAUGAGUGUAGAGGCCUGAUGCUGAACAGACCAUGUUCCAUAAACAAGCAGUGCCAUCCUAGGCCACCAAGACAACUAUCAAGUUGGGUCAGUGCAGCCAAUGAUAACUUACCUGGUUUUGCUUUAAUACCUAAUUAAUUACAACCUUUGUUAGUAGGAAGUCUAAAAACAACAUCGGUUCAUAUGUAAAUAAGUUAUGCCCAUGAUUGCCAUGCAUCAUAAGUUAUCAGUGACUUUUUGGAAUCAACUUGAAGAGAUUUUAUAAAAAAAUGUUUUCACCUGACUUUUUUUUAUAUUGGACUGUUUCUACUGUCUAGUGUCAAAGGUCUAUGUUGUAUUGAUGAAUAUUGCUUCUUUAUGAAGGCCUUGUGCCUGUUUUAGUUUGAUUGAUUCAUAGGUAUUUUGGUAAGUGGUUAUAUUGACUCGAGCUGAAAUGUGUCUGUCCCAAAACUACAGCAAGAAUUGAGGUGUUAUUUGUUUUGUUGAGGAUGAUAACUCAAGAUAGGAGGACAACACAAACUGUUACAACUCCCCGUGGCAUUCAUUUAUCGUAUAGCAGCCUGGUGCAUGUUUGGGCUAACGGAAGCACAACCAGUCCCAUCAACCGUUGUGUGGAGCACCAAGGCUUCCUUAAUACGACACGGUGCAGUGGUCACAGCAACAAUGCUGAUGGAAAUCAGCUGCUUUAACCAAAGAUAUAAGGGAGCAGGAAGACCUUAUUUUCAUUGUGCCUUUCCUGGAUACUAACUUUGGGUUAUGGGCCAAUGGUAACUAAGGGUUAAGUGUCUUCUUUAACCCUCUCGCGCACGAUGACGCGUUUCGCGUCAUCAAAGGUAAAAGGUCCUGGCGCACGAUGACACGAAACGCGUCAUAAAAGUAAAAAAAUUGAUUAAAAAUUAAGUUUUCGGUGGAAGUGCGUCAAAUUUGGAGUGUCAUUAAUUGGGAUAAGUUUCUUAAUGCUAACAUAUGGCAACCUUUCUAAGGAGCGUAAAUGAGGAGCGUGGAGCGAUUUUUAGUUGUUAGCCUACUCUGACGGGAGAGGAAAAAAUACAGUUUUCUUGGUGUAACUCAGGAACUAAUAGGCGUAUGAAGAUUUUGAGGAUACCAUAAGAAUCCUCACUAAAUUCCGCUUGGAAACAUAUAUUCGGCUUAAAAAAGUUGGCCCACAAAAUUUCGAGAUAGCAAGUGAGGAAGAGUUGGUACUUAGGAUUUAUUGUCUACAAUACUCUAUACGGAGACUUGAAACGAGUUUCGAUUGUUUAUAUAUAUUUUUUCCUCUAUUUUUAUUUGCGCAUGUUCUAGUACAAGUCUUUAUGAAGCCAUUGAUACCAAAUUUAUUGGGGUACGAUAUAUCUGUGAGGGUAAAAUACGUACGGGAAUAUAGAGUUUCGUGGCAGCAAAAAAAGGCUGGUCGGGCCUGAGAGAUGCAUGGUGAGUGGAAGAGAAACUUACUGGAAACUUACUGUGCGCGAGAGGGUUAAUAGCAGAGGGCAGGUGAGAGCCCUCCAUCAGCAGUUGAGUGAACUGAUAUGAAAUCAGGUCUUGCCAAAUUUACAGGAGGUGUCCUGAUUGGCACAUGAUGGAUGUACAUGAUGGAUGCAUUCAGUGCAUCAUUGACAGUAAAGCAGGAAUUAAUGAUUCAACAGUAAAUGGCUUGGAGAUGGAUUUAUUCUUUACUUUCACUUGGGAGUGGCUUGAUGAAAAGGGGAGAAGGUAGGCCUGAUGGUCCCAGCUUGAAAAACUGUUAGAUAAUAAAACAUGCAUCCUCAGAACACAGACAGUAAUUACUUGUACUUUACUUGUGAUCUCAGGUUAUCGCAAGCCUGUAGCAACAAGUCAGUGCACCACUCACUUUGGUUGAUCAAAAGUUGCAUUGCUGCCCAUUCAAGCAUGUAAGCAUAAAAGUUUGACGUGCUCUCUUUUAAAUUCCAUAAGUGUUUAGGGCUAUAUCAUGGGUUGCAAGGAUAGAUGUGGUAUUUAUUAUAAAUUUUAUGUGUGUUUUGACUUUAGACAAAUCUGACUUAUGUUCUGUCAGAAGAAUGUAAGCUGUUUGUGACCCGGGGACUGACUGUAGGCCUCCUGUGCUGAGGAGUUAGUAGAGUUAUUCUGUGCCAUGAGUGAUGAUUGGUUUGCUAGUUCCUUCAGAAUACCUCAAACCAUGAGUUGAGAGCCUCAUAGUGUGUGUGUUUGUGGGUGUGUGCGACUGUGCGUGUGUGCGUAUGUGCAUGGGACGAAUUGUAGGUGGCUAUAGAUGUUUUUUUCUUUUAUGAAAGAAUGGAGUUGUACAGUCAGAGCAAGGAAAGAAGCUUGACAUUUAAGCAUCAAAACAAACAGUGCAAUCAGAGCUAUAGAUAGAUGAAUAAAUGGAUAGAUAGACAGAUAGAUAGAUGGAUAGAUAGACAGACAAAUAGAGCUAUAUGUGUUGAAAAAUGAUUUGCAGUAGCUAUGUCAGAGACACUAUAGAGAAGCAGCAGAGUAUGUGAGACAGUACCAAAGCAAGCUGGCAAGGGCCACGUCCAUAACUGAUCCGUACAACCGGUGCUUCAGUGCUGACAAAUUAUUUAAUAAACACUGAUUAAUUGCAGGAUAGUGAGCAAUCCGAACCAUUAGAGAACAUAGACCUCAGCAAGGGUUAUGUGCACAGGUCUGCCAGUCCGCUCAUAUCUUGGGCCAAGGCAGCAUCACACAGUGGUUCUCAGGAAUGCUAUAGUGCAAGGACUACAACUUGUAUUUUCUGUCUAGUGUAAAGUAAUUUUCUUGGAGCAAUUUGGGCUUUGGAAAAAUCAGAAAUAUGAUUCCAGUGUCAAAAACUGGUCACCCAAUCAUCUUUACUCUGUGAGGGCCAAAAGCAGUGCUCACCCUUUGGCUCCAUCCCUUUACCUCUAGUCUGUCUUACCAUGACAGUGUGAAGUGGGCUGCUGUAUCAUUUUUGUUUUAAUUAUCAGUCAUUGUACCAUGUUAAUUAUCAACUUGUAGAUCUGAUUGCUUUUUUUCUGGUGAGCAGAAUCAUAUCAAAAGCAUGUGUCAUGACAGCCUAAAAGAAAGACAACAAAUAUGUUUGCCAUAUUUCUAGCAUGAUUUCUUAUCAGAGUUGCUGGAAUGGACUGUCACUGUAGUAUGCAUAAUAAUUUUCUGUAACAGUAAUGCUUUUAAAAUGUUGCCCAAAUUAAUACACUAAUGCUUUUCGGAGACCCAUUGUGUGGUGCUGUCAUGCAGACCCAAGCUGCAAGCUGGCCAGUAGAGCUGUCUUCAUAGGUCUUGGGCAUCAGAACAUUAUAUCUUUUGUGACACCAAAAAGAUUACUGUAUAUUCAUAAUAAAUGUGAAAAAAUACUAA
This is a messenger RNA of Eriocheir sinensis (Chinese mitten crab), 6391 nucleotides long. It is a transcript of the gene Pngl, whose product is annotated as peptide-N(4)-(N-acetyl-beta-glucosaminyl)asparagine amidase-like. Bases 501 to 2042 code for a protein of 513 amino acids. The record is from RefSeq and is a predicted model, not a curated record. The transcript is spliced from 11 exons. NCBI's taxonomy places the organism in Eukaryota, Metazoa, Arthropoda, Malacostraca, Decapoda, Varunidae. Gene Ontology annotation, molecular function: peptide-N4-(N-acetyl-beta-glucosaminyl)asparagine amidase activity. Gene Ontology annotation, biological process: glycoprotein catabolic process; protein deglycosylation; protein quality control for misfolded or incompletely synthesized proteins. Gene Ontology annotation, cellular component: cytosol; nucleus; cytoplasm.